CUUUAAGCAUUGCACAAUAAAGAGGGGGUGACCACAUUUUAAGGGCAAAUCACUGGCAGUAAUAUGGCUCCAUUAGGAAUCAUCUUUAUCAUAUCAGCAUUGCUGGCUGGGACCCACGCUGCAGGACCGCAACCAUUAAGGGUGACAACGAUCAAUGAGGAACCAUAUGUGAUAUCUAAAGGCUCUGAGCAGGAAGGUUUCUGUAUUGACAUGCUUUCAGCCCUCUCUAAGAAACUGGACUUCAAAUAUGAUGUUCACAUGGUGAAGGACGGCCGAUAUGGCACAACCGAUGACAGUGGCAAAUGGAACGGUAUGAUAGGAGAGGUUGUCAGAGGGGAAGCCGACAUUGUCAUUGCACCGCUCACUCUUACAGCUAAACGUGAGGAAGCAGUGGACAUGACCAAACCUUACAUGCAGACUGGUAUUAGCUUCAUCUUGAGGAAGGGUCUGGCCUCUGAAGACUCACACUUUCUCAGUCUGCUCCACAUCUUCUCCACUGAGAUGUGGAUAGGUGUUCUGGUUGCUUACCUGUUGACCUCCGUCUGUAUCUUCUUGGUGGCACGGAUAAGCCCCUGUGAAUGGAAGCAACCAGAGAAAGAACAGAAUUCCUUCCCACUAUCACACAGUUUCUGGUAUACUGUGGGAGCGCUGACUCUUCAAGGUGCUGGUCCUCACCCCAAGGCCCUAUCAGGGCGGGUCAUUACCGCCAUCUGGUGGCUGUUUUCAUUAGUGGUGCUUGCCUGUUACUUUGCCAACCUCAGUUCAUGGAUGCAUUCAGACAAACAGCUGCCAAUCAAGAGUUUUGAAGACCUUGCCAAUCAAAACUUGAUCGAGUAUGGCACCAUUAAAGAUUCCUCCACUUUUGCCUUCUUCAAGAACUCCAACAACCCAACAUACCACAGAAUCUACGAGCACAUUAAGAAAGCCCAAAGCUAUUCACUCAGUACAGAAGAAGGCAUCCGCAAGGCACAGAAAGGCAACUAUGCAUUCAUCGGCGAGUCUGUGUUUCUGGAUCUGGCAGUGGCCAGGUACUGUAACUUGACACGGGCCCCAGAAAUCAUCAGCAUGAGGGGUUACAGCAUUGCUGCUCCUUUGGGUUCUCCUUUGAUAAAAAACCUGAGUGUUGCUAUUCUCCAACUGAGUGAGUCUGGUGAGCUGGAUUAUUUGCGCAGUAAGUGGUGGGUGAGCAGUUGUUUGGCUAAAAAUGGCAAGAGCUCUCCACUGAAGCCGGCCAGUCUGAAGGGCAUGUUCUUAAUUCUGGCGCUGGGUCUCGGACUGGGACUCUUCAUAGCGCUCAUGGAACUGGCCUCCAAAUCACGCAACAUCGCUAGCACUCAGCAGAAAUCCUGCUGCUCUGUGUUGUCAGCUGAACUCAGCCAGCGCUUCAGAGGUGGCAAGGUGAUGAAACCGGGAUCUUCUGACAAAAACAAAGGCUGAAUCUCAUCAAUGCACUGACACGUUCAUAUAAUGCUCAGUAUCUCCAUCACAAAGUUAUUUUACAACUUAUUCAAUUGGCUAAUACUCUUAGCAUUCUAUCUAUAGACACAUUUUUGUUUGUUAAACCUUGUAUAAGGUUUAGAUUGGUAAAUGAAUAAUACAUCAAUAAUUCAAUGAUACGUCAAUAACAUAGCAUUUUAUAUUCUUUGAGCACAACAGCACAAUUGCGAGUGUGAUUAUUGCUUUUAUUCAACAGUUCUAUAAUAACAAGUUAAUAUAGAGAUACUAAUAUUUUUAGAGUAAAUUUGUCCUGUUAGUUCUUUUUUAUUUUUCUCUGCCAAUAAAAAUAAUUCCAAAAGAAUCCCUAGCAUCAAGCUUUCCAUGUCACCACAGACAAGUGGAGUGAUACAAACCAUGAAAUGUCCCAGUGCUGUUAUACUAAAAAUUAGAGCUCUAGGAAAGCCACUUGUCCAAUCAAAUUAGAGGACUGGAACUAAGUGUUCCAUAAUACAAGAUUGCAGAAAAUUUAAAAAUGUUUGAAUUGGAGCAUAUUUAAAAUACACAAGAGUUUGAAAAAGCCCAGAAUUCUGACAAAGGUAUUAUAUUCAACCUGUUUAUUUCUGGUUUAUUGAGAUCACUUUUAAAAGCAGAACAAUUAAGUGAAAGCAUGCAGAUUUUUGAAUGCUGUCUUUCUGCAAUGACUGUAUCAGGGACAGAAAUAACAGGGGGUUGGGGGAAAAUGCCACCCAAAGUGCCCCUGAAAUUCGAGUUUUUCUGUAUUUCUUCAUAUUCUACUGUAUUCUAGGCCUAGGUAUGUAUAUGAUUGCAUAUAACAUAAGAUAUAAUUACUCAGAUAGAGAAUUUAUGUAAAUAUUUACUUUUAAUAUGAGUAGAAAACAAGUGCUAAUGUAAAAAAAAAAAAAUGCCCCUGAAAAUCAGAUCCAGGGGGCAAAUAUUGACAUUUAAUGGAAAAUAUAAUAUCUGGCUCUAGCCUAUUUUCCUGUUUGCAGUGUUCAUUUCUCACAUUUCAAUGUUUUGUAGACCCACUUUUGUCAUCUCAACACCUUUUGAGUUUUACCAGGUUCACAAACUGUUCAGGAUGUGAUUUUAGCCCCAUUCUUUAUUACAGAUUUCUUCCAGCUUAUUCAGGUUUGUGUGACUCAG
This is a messenger RNA of Xyrauchen texanus (razorback sucker), 2601 nucleotides long. RefSeq lists its product as uncharacterized. Gene Ontology annotation, cellular component: AMPA glutamate receptor complex; dendritic spine; plasma membrane. Gene Ontology annotation, biological process: synaptic transmission, glutamatergic; monoatomic ion transport; modulation of chemical synaptic transmission. The transcript has 10 exons. The record is from RefSeq and is a predicted model, not a curated record. Gene Ontology annotation, molecular function: AMPA glutamate receptor activity; transmitter-gated monoatomic ion channel activity involved in regulation of postsynaptic membrane potential. Bases 64 to 1437 code for a protein of 457 amino acids. NCBI's taxonomy places the organism in Eukaryota, Metazoa, Chordata, Actinopteri, Cypriniformes, Catostomidae.